Messenger RNA from Monopterus albus (swamp eel), 1256 nucleotides. It is a transcript of the gene nop16, whose product is annotated as NOP16 nucleolar protein homolog (yeast). The record is from RefSeq and is a predicted model, not a curated record. Bases 123 to 656 code for a protein of 177 amino acids. Gene Ontology annotation, cellular component: nucleolus. NCBI's taxonomy places the organism in Eukaryota, Metazoa, Chordata, Actinopteri, Synbranchiformes, Synbranchidae. Gene Ontology annotation, biological process: ribosomal large subunit biogenesis. The transcript has 6 exons.
GGCUCAUCUGUUCUCCGUGCCUCGUUGCCCCUGUCAUCCGUAACCACACCCUGCCUGUCUGCUUUGUCCACUUUCGGCCGUACAAACUCCCUCUCCGCUGUGGAUACAGAAAGAUCAUAAAAAUGCCGAAAGCCAAGAAGUCGGGCAAGAGGAAGAAGUUUGACUACAACCAAGACCGGAAGAAGCUGAAGAAGAGGUUCAUUAAGAAGUACAAGCCGAGGAUAGAAAGUGCACAAAUUCGAAAUGCGUGGGACGAGAGAAAGUCCACGGCCAGAAACCUGCAGGAGAUGGGUUUGAGUUUUGAUCCCAACCGAACUCUGCCCAUAAAGGAACAGAGUCUCCUGGGUGAAGGCACAAAGAUGAGAACGCGUGUCGGCAUCGUGACCAAGCCCUACGUCCUCAGCCAGCUGCAGGAGGAGGCCAGUCGUCCAGAGAAGGACUCAAAGACGUUGUCGUCCGACCUGGUAGAGUACAUUCAGCACAUGAUCCGAGAACACAAGGACAACUACAAGGCGAUGGCCAGGGACGAGAAGAACUACUACCAGGACACCCCCAAACAGAUCAAGAGGAAGAUCAACGAGUACAAGCGCUGCCACCCGGAGCACUACGACGCCUUCAUCAAGUCUUUAGCUGCUCCAGAGCCGAUGGACCAGUAGAAGACUGUCACUCACUGUGUGUAAGGACAAGCAAGACAGAAGACUGUUAGACUGAGACACGAGUCCAGUAUGUGGACCAUAAUGAACCCACAGUGACAGGAAGUGUCCAGGAGGACUGAGGGAGGGGACAUGUCAGGGGGUUUUGGAUUGUUUUCUGUUUGGUUUCCUGAACAUUUUCCUGCCUGCUAGUUCUGUUAAAACUAUCAGAUACGCAUGAGCUGUAUUAUUUAAUAAUGUUUCACGUCCUAACAUACAGUGGAGAGUGGACGCUUUGCUCUGGUCUUUCCCGUGUCGUCGUCCUGAUCAUCUCAAGCUCACACAGGAGCAUGAGCGUCCAAACUAACACACAACCUGUGUAGACAUACAGGCAGUUCUGUGUUAAAAUGUCCAGAGAACUCGCCAGCCAGCUUGUGACCCAGUUUGUGAGCACAGGAAACUGAUUAACUGGCCUGAUUACUCCCACAUUAAAUAUGUAAUUACAGAACAGAAGUAUUGGACUUAGAUUUUUUUUUUAAGACUUUGUUUAAACUUGCUUUGUUGCCAUAAAAUCAGAAUGUGCUGUGUUGCACCUAGAAAAUAAAAACUUGUAUCUAAAAGUCA